CCGCUAUCACCGUGUAGUUACGCACGUCCGAGGAAACGUUGUUCUCCUCCUCCUCCUCCUCCUCCCACCCCCGCGAGUACGUAGCGCACACCUCACGCCGUGACAACCCUUCGAGUCUCCCCCGAGUCGUGAGAGUUUUUUUUUUUCUACAGCAUGUCAGACUGGGACACCGCGCCUAUCACUCUCCGUAAACGCGCUCCGAAGUCGUCCACGUUGAAAACCGAAAAGGCGGUGAACGACGCGCGGCGACAGGGCUACACCGUGGAGACCCAGGCGAAAUGUGAGUAUUGGGGCGGUGGUGCAAACAGACAGCAUGUAACCACAAAGAACACAGCCAAAUUGGAUCGUGAAACGGAGGAAUUGAAGCACGAUCAAAUUCCACUUGAACUUGGCAAACUUAUCCAGCAAGGACGACAGAACAAAGGAAUGUCGCAAAAAGACCUGGCCACGAAAGUAAACGAGAAGGCGCAAGUUAUCAAUGACUACGAGGCGGGACGUGGAAUACCGAAUCAGAUGGUGAUUGGCAAGAUCGAGCGAGUACUAGGAAUGAAAUUGCGCGGUAAAGAUCGUGGCAAACCGUUAGCGGCCCCCGGGACGAAGAAGUGAAUCUCGGGGGGAAUCAAUGUCUAUCUUUCGAUCUUUAUAUAAUGUUCCCAAGAAAGAACUGUGAGAAAGACGGUAGAACGGAACGCGACAAAAAAAAAGAAAAAACAAAUCACUACCCUGCUUUCCUUUUCCUGGUCAUAUAGAUACUGUGAACUAAAAAAAAAAAAACUGGGUUAUAACUAUUUGUCUUUAUGUACGAAAUAAGAGAUAUUUUAGGAUAUCACGAAUACGUACGGAGUAACUUACGGUUACAUACGAUAUGUAGUAACGCAGCAUAAAGUUUUUUAAAAAAACAAGGCUUAUUGAGUUACCUUUGUGCGUAAUCGUUUGUUAUAGAUUUUUAAGUGUACAUUACUAAUGCUAAUCAUGAAAUAAAAGAAAGCGAAACUGUGUUUGAGUGACAAAAUAAAAUUCUUAAUUUAUGAUGGACCAUCAGAUAUUUGUUCUCAUUAAGAAUCGGGAAGAUUUAUUAAGAAUCUACGAGGUAUAGAUAUUUACACAUACAAACACAUACACAUAUAUUAAGUAGAAAAUAUAGUGUAUAAAUAUUUAAAAAAAAAAAACAAAAAACGCCUAUUUAAGUACCGCUUACGUGUAUAUUUUAAACUUUCGUGUAUAUUUUUUGUACAUUAUUUAAUCUAUGCAAUUUCAAUUUAUGCAUUUAAAAUCUAUUAAAAUGAUUAUUCCGUAAUGUAUUGUCUACUUCGAAGAAUGUUUGAAUGAGAAAGAAACUUAAUAAC
Molecule: messenger RNA, 1346 nt
Organism: Wasmannia auropunctata (little fire ant)
Lineage: Eukaryota; Metazoa; Arthropoda; Insecta; Hymenoptera; Formicidae
Gene: mbf1
Product: endothelial differentiation-related factor 1 homolog
Exons: 4
Coding region: 154-606 (150 amino acids)
Cellular component (GO): nucleus
Molecular function (GO): DNA binding
Source: RefSeq, a predicted model, not a curated record